AUGUAUGAGGGCGCCAGACUUGUUGCGCUGAGCUGGUCCGACGUACCUGGCCGACCCCGUGCAAGGAUCUGGAUCCCGGCAUCCAUCAAGGACCAGAUCCUCACCAUGCUGCAGCGCUGCAACCCGCACCUUCCCACCUCGGACUGGCGAGUGGUGAAGGUCGACGAAAUGGAGGGACCAACAAACCAGGCCAUCCUCAUUCUUAACAAGGAGUCCCUAGCUCCCAUUGAGGCCGCUCACGGGGAGCUAAACUUCGGGCUUAGCUCAGUGACCAUAAAGGUCUACAAAUCCGACUCCGCCAAGGGGGAUCAGGAAGGCAGUGGAGAAGUGAUCGAGGAGAUUGCCUCCGAGAUCGAGGCAUCGGAAACCGAGGAUGGCUACUCGACCGAUGCCUAUAUCCUUCGCAGCCUUGCGAACAUGAGUCAAUUGACAGAUCUGGACACAUCGGAUGAGGAGGGAGCCGAUACAACCGUGGUGAAGAGGCCCACAGCAGAUGUCCCAACGGAAGCAACGGAUGGAGCUGCAUCGCAGCUAGCACAACGAGAGCUGCAAGAGGGAGACACACCAGCGACCCCGUUAGACGCGCAAUCGGCGGCGUCAGAGACCCUAGAAAGUCUGGAUUUGGAGCAGUUAUCGCUAGUGGAUGCCGAAAAAGCCACCCUGCAGAAAAUUCGUGACGAAAUAGAUGCAAACAUAGCCGUGUUGCAGAGCAUUUACACAGAAAUCGACGAGGCCAGCAAGAACAAGUCCGUUCGUGCUGGCCAAGCCCAUGACGUCAUCGAAAAUAACAUUGAAAAUGAUGGCAAUGUUAACAUGUGCGCUAACAGCACCAAUGUUAAAGCUAACAGCACCAAAGUGACCAUCACUGCCGAUAACAUUAUCGAGGGAGAUACCAGUGUUGGAAAGGAGAUCGCUAGCAGUGAUGAUCAACGCCAGAGUACAAAUGUAAACAAACUCUUGGAAUCGCCAGCAGCAGCGCUUGCCUUGGCAAAAGAGGUCACUAUGGAGUACGACGGCAGCGUGUGUGUGCGUAAUUGGGUCACACAGUUCCAGAACAUCGGCAAGAUCUACAAUUUGAACGACGGCUGCUUGCAUAAGCUUCUAAUUGCCAAGCUGAAAGGGAGUGCACAACGGUGGCUGCACGCAAACACCACGCGAAUUCUGGAGUCAACCGAUCAGCUGUGUAGGCAGUUAAUUAUGUCAUUUGGGGUCAAAAUGUCAAAAGGAGAAUUGAGGAGCGCAUUCCAAAAGCGGGAAUGGCGUUCAGAGGAGAAAUUUGCGGCUUAUUUCGAGGACAAAAUGAUGCUGGCCAACGACAUCAACAUCGAUCUGGAGGAACUCCUGGAAAACAUUAUCGAGGGAAUUCCGGCACCAGCGCUACGCAAUCAGGCUUGCAUACAGUGCUUUUCCGAACCGAUGCAGGUUUUGAGAGCCUUCUCGGAAGUACGUCUGCCAAAGCACAAGCCUGAUAAUAGUUCGCCAAAACGCCUCUUUGAAGGAGGUCCAACUAAGAAGGAUUUGCGUUGCGCCAACUGCAACUCAAAAGGACACUUCGCCAAGGAGUGCCUGAAGCCAAAGAAAGAGCCCGGAUCCUGCUACGCUUGUGGAGCGUUCGGACACUUCGUCGGACAAUGCCCGGAGCGCAAGAGCGCCAAUAUCAACAAUUAUAAUGCCUCAUAGACACCGGGAGUCCAAUAUCAUUUGCAAAACUAAGCAGUAUAUCCAGUGAAGUCAAUUUAGAGUCUGCUGCUGAAAACUAUUUUGGGCUAAAUAAAAGCCAACUAAUAAUACUCGGAAAAACCUUAUGUUAUAUUACAAAAGAAAGAAUAAAAUGUUAUUUUGAUUUAUACGUAGUUCCAGACGGGUCUAUGAGUCAUAAUGUAAUCCUUGGACGAAAUUUUAUGGAAGCUUGCCAGCUUAAACUGGAUCCAGAUACUUUGGGAAGAAUUACGUUUAACUCAUUAAAUGAGGAAACAGUUAGUACCUUAGACAAUGAUACAGUUAGUAAAACAGUUAGUAAAAGAGUUAGUGAAACAAGUUAUGAAACAGUUAGUAAAACAGUUAGUGAAACAGGUUAUGAAACAGUUAGUAAAACAGUUAGUGAAACAGGUUAUGGAACAGUUAGUAUAGCAGAUAUCGAAACGAGUAGUAAAACAGUUAAUCCUGCAGUUAGUAAAACACUGAACGAAACAGUUAUUUCUUUAGGCAGCGUUACAACGGAUUCCGCACUUAAUCAGAAAUUUUAUAAUACAGUUAUGCCCAGUUAUGAAAAAGCAGUUAGAGAAAUUUUUAGCAUUGAUUACGAAGAGGAUGAGCAAAUGAAUUACAUAUGCGGCGCAGAAAAUGACCGAGCCUUAAGCUGUCAAUUGAAAGAGAUUAUCAAAAGCAACUACUUAGAUGUUAGAAAGCCUACCGAACCUCUAGUCAGAUGUGAAAUAAAACUAUGUUUA
Drosophila yakuba is the source of this 2450-nucleotide messenger RNA. RefSeq lists its product as uncharacterized. The record is from RefSeq and is a predicted model, not a curated record. NCBI's taxonomy places the organism in Eukaryota, Metazoa, Arthropoda, Insecta, Diptera, Drosophilidae. Gene Ontology annotation, molecular function: zinc ion binding; nucleic acid binding. The coding region runs from base 1 to 1680 and encodes 559 amino acids. The transcript is spliced from 3 exons.